Messenger RNA from Columba livia (rock pigeon), 2502 nucleotides. It is a transcript of the gene EIF4E1B, whose product is annotated as eukaryotic translation initiation factor 4E family member 1B. Gene Ontology annotation, molecular function: translation initiation factor activity; RNA 7-methylguanosine cap binding. Lineage: Eukaryota; Metazoa; Chordata; Aves; Columbiformes; Columbidae. Gene Ontology annotation, cellular component: eukaryotic translation initiation factor 4F complex; cytoplasm. The record is from RefSeq and is a predicted model, not a curated record. The coding region runs from base 646 to 1284 and encodes 212 amino acids. Gene Ontology annotation, biological process: translational initiation. The transcript is spliced from 7 exons.
CCCAUCCCAGCCCAUCCUAAUCCCAUCCCACACUGUCCCCACGCUACCCCAUCCCAGUCCCUGUCAUGUCCCAUCCCCAUCCUACCCUCUCCCUAUCCCAUCUCCUCCCAAUUCCACCCAAUCCUGAUCCCAUCUACUACCCGCUACAGGCUGUCCUCAUCCCAUCCUGUCCUCCUCCUCCCAUGCUCUCCACAUUUUGUUCUGUCCCCAUGCCAUCCCUGUCCCCAUCCCAUCCUCAUCCCAUCCCCUCAUCGUCAUAUCCUCUUCUCAUCCCAUCCCAUUCCCAUCCAAAUCUGUCCCCACUCCAUUCAAUUCUGACCACAUCCCCUCUACAUCCUAUUCCACACUCUCCCCAUCCCAUUCCACACCUUCCCUAUCCCAUGUUGUUCCCAUCCUACCCUGAUCCCAGUGCUGUCCUGCCCUGUUUAACAUGCAGUCUUGAUUCCCACCAGACACUGUCCCCACCUUACCCCACCCUAUCCCCCUGCCUUGACCCCAUUCCACCCUGCUCUCUACCAGAAGGGGCAGGACCAGCAGCCCCUCCCCACCACACAAGUGCCUGCAGCUGGGCUGGCUGCCUCGUCCCAUUCGCCUGUGGGCACUUAAGAGCUGGGGGUGGCUGAGGGAGAGCCUGUGCUGGGCAGGAUGGCUACAGGGGAGCAGCGGAGGCAAGAGGAGCGGCGGAGGCGACGGAGGGCUCCGCAGCAAGAGCCGCUCCUGGCAGGGAGCCUGAGCAAGCACCCCCUGCAGAACAGGUGGGCACUGUGGUUCUUCAAGAAUGACAAGAGCAAGAUGUGGCAGGCAAACCUGCGCCUUGUCACCAAGUUCAGCACUGUGGAAGACUUCUGGGCGCUGUACAACCACAUCCAGCCCCCCAGCAAGCUUUCAUCUGGCUGUGACUACUCACUCUUCAAGGACGGCAUCGAGCCCAUGUGGGAGGACAACCAGAACAAGCGUGGUGGGCGCUGGCUCAUCACCCUGGCCAAGCAGCAGCGGCACACGGAGCUGGACCGUUUUUGGCUGGAGACGCUGAUGUGCCUCAUUGGGGAGAUGUUUGAUGAGUACAGUAACGAGGUGUGUGGGGCUGUCAUCAACAUCCGUGCCAAGGGAGACAAGAUUGCCAUCUGGACCCGGGAAGCGGAGAACCAGGAAGGGGUCACCCACAUUGGGCGUGUCUAUAAGGAACACCUGGGCUUGUCACAGAAGGUGGCCAUCGGGUACCAGGCCCAUGCAGACACGGCCACCAAGAGUGGGUCCCUUUCCAAGACCAAGUUUGUGGUGUGACUGUGGGGGGAGUGGGGCACUGCAUGUGGGGUCCCCCUGUCCUGUUCCACAAUGAAUGACUGCAGCUGAGCACAGUCUGUGUGUCCAGGGCUGAGAAAGGGCUCUGGCGUGCUGGGGUGGCUUUUGCUUCUGGCAGGGUCCCCUUGGAGAGGGGGGUGGACAAUGAGUUGCUGUAUCCUGUACCUGCCUGCUGGGUGAGCAGGGCUGGGAGCACAGAGCUGGCAUUGCCCAGGCAUCACUGUCGACUUGGGGCACUGCAUGUCCUCCAGUUCCUGGGACCAGUGUCAGUCUCCCUGGGGCUGCAGGGGUGUCCCCCUGCCCUGGGGGACCCUGGAUAGUCCCCAAGAGGAUGCUGGGCUCUGUCCUCCCCUGGCCAAGGCUCAGCUCACUGCCCUGUGAGUCUGGCUGUGCGAGUGGGUACCAAAGCCCAGCUCAUCUGGGUCAGUUCAGCCUGGGUAGCUGGCUGUUUUUCCCCAAGCCCCUGCACAUCAGUGGGAUACAAGUCUGCCUUCUUGAGAAGACUAGCUCCCCAGCCAUAAAGGGAUCCUCUUACUCUUCCCACCCUGCAGCAGCCCAGCCCAUGCUCUGUCCUUUAAUCUAGUGGUUUUGACUGUUGGAUCUGUCCUUCCCCCCACCCUGCCCGCCUAUUCGUGUUCUGGAGGUGGAGCUGCCUGCUCACCUCCUGGCAGUGCUGUCUGCACUUCUGGCCACGCUGUGGCUCUCCUGCAGGAACAGCCUCUUCCAUCCCCUCCAGGAGCACCUGGGCAGCUCCAGCUCAGCCCAGGGUUGCACAGUGUCCAUGGCAGCACAUCCAGCCCAUCUCCGCUCAGAGCUUGGGGCAUUUGUCCCUCACUGCUGUGUGGUGACUGUGCUGGGUCAGCACUGCCUGCAGCUGGGACUGCUGCCUGCACCUGGGCUUUGCAGGGAGCUGGCAUGGCACUCAAGUCCUGUGGGGGGACAGAGUGUAGAACCACAUGUCCCCCUCCUGUUGCAGUCAGUUGAUGUGUGCCUGGCCCCCACUCUGCAGGCAGGGGCUGUGGCCAUGGCACCCUGGUGCACCCCAGUGCAGCCCUGUGGGGUUUGCUAGAGCUGGCUGUGUCCUGCCCUGCUCUGGGACACUGGUGUAGCUUCUCCAGGGCCACCAGUGCCACAGUUCCCCUGGGGCAGCUGUGCCAGGGCUCUGCCUGUCCUGUGCCAGGGCUCUGCCUGUCCUCCACC